AUUGUUUGGCACAACUGCUGAUAGUUACAUAAAUACGAUUUUUUUCCAAUCUGUCAAAAUUUCAUGCAAAUAAAUUAGAAAAGUGUAGCUACAGACCUUUUCCGAUGGCAUCGUUUCUUCGAACAAUAUCCACGAAUCUACGCAGUGGAUUACAAUUAUCAAAUGUUGCCAAUCGAGUCAAUCCAAUCGUAGUGCGGUCGCUGUCAUCGGAUGUAACAAAAGCUGAAGAGAAGAGACCCACUGUUCGCAAACCAGAUGAGGCAGCACGUGCAAGUUUAACCGAUUUUGGAAAAUAUGUAGCCGAAUGUUUACCAAAAUUCGUGCAAAAGGUUCAACUCACGGCAGGCGAUGAAUUGGAAGUUUUGAUCGCACCAGAAGGUGUUAUACCAACAUUGCAAUUCCUGAAGGAUCAUCACAGCGCCCAAUUCAGCAGUUUGGCCGAUAUUGCUGGCUUAGAUGUACCCAGCCGAAAAUAUCGCUUUGAAAUUGUGUAUAACCUUCUGUCAUUGCGAUACAAUUCCCGGAUUCGCGUCAAAACAUACACCGACGAAUUGACACCAAUCGAAUCGGCUUGUGAAGUUUUCAAAGCGGCCAACUGGUAUGAACGUGAAAUCUGGGAUAUGUACGGUGUAUUCUUUGCAAAUCAUCCCGAUUUGAGACGUAUUUUGACCGAUUACGGUUUCGAAGGACAUCCACAACGUCGUGAUUUUCCAUUAUCUGGUUAUGUUGAGGUGCGUUAUGAUGAUGAAAAGCAACGUGUUGUUUGUGAACCAUUGGAGCUAGCUCAGGAAUUCCGUAAAUUUGAUUUGUCCGCACCAUGGGAACAAUUCCCGAACUUUAGAAAUGCAAAUCCAGCGUCGGAGGAAAUUCCAACCAAAAAAGUUGAAAAAUAAAAUCUGGAAUUUAUUUAAAAAUGUCCCUGUGCGAACCCGAUUCGCUCGAAUAAAAGAGGAAAACAAUAAAAAAAAUUCAAAAAAAUUUACAUAGAAAAUAAUGAAAAAACAAAACCAAAUCGAAACUAUUCAAUGUUAUGGUUUCAAUUUCUUGCGGAGAGAAAGAAGUAGGAUUGAAAAACACUGGAAUUGGUUUGUUUUCUUCAAAUAUCAUUUUUUUUGUUGCAUCAUUUCAAUUUAUUCUUGAUUUGAAUGCAUUAGAAAAAUGGUGGUUCGUCCAAUGCAGUACAAUCACUUUGCGUUUUAGAAAAAUAAACUUUCGUCGAGUAAUUCCAUUUUCUUUUUUCUUAAUGAACAAAAUAUUUUUUAACAAUAUUUUUCAUAAGAAUUAAUUUUUUUCUCUGCGGAAUUUUAAAACUUUUAAUCUCCAAUAGUUUUUUUUUGUCUGUAAUCAAAAGAAUGAAUUUAGAGCAUCGAUUUUUUUCUCUUUGCUUGUCCAAUUUGAUGAAAUCGCCGGAUGAAUCUUUUGAAUAUCAAAUCAUUUAUUUUGUUUUCAAUUUAGAAAUCCUGUAACCGAAUGAAUAACGAAAUUUAAAUUGUUGUCAUUUUUUUUUUAACUUUAAGUCAAAUGAUGGGUGGAAAUCGUGUAUAUAAAUCUGUCAUAAAUAUUUU
Molecule: messenger RNA, 1565 nt
Organism: Sitodiplosis mosellana (orange wheat blossom midge)
Lineage: Eukaryota; Metazoa; Arthropoda; Insecta; Diptera; Cecidomyiidae
Gene: ND-30
Product: NADH dehydrogenase [ubiquinone] iron-sulfur protein 3, mitochondrial
Exons: 5
Coding region: 105-893 (262 amino acids)
Molecular function (GO): NADH dehydrogenase (ubiquinone) activity
Source: RefSeq, a predicted model, not a curated record